AUGGCAGACAUAGCUCCCCCAGUCUCUCAGCUGGAAGGAGUAGGGGAGAGUUGUGGCUCACCCUCAACCUCCAGGAGACUUUGCUGGCACAGCUGGACUCUUCUGGGCCUGCUGUGGAACCGGGUAGGAGGGAAAGUAGCUACAAAGACAGAUCAACUAUCAAAGCAUUUGAAAAAAUGUAACUCAAGAGAGAGGCCAAAACCUGACUUCUUUAUUCAGGAUAUUAACGCAGGCUUAAAAGAUGAAACAGAAAUACCUGAACAAUUAGUUCCAAUUUCUUCUCUUUCCGAAGAGCAUUUGGAAAACUUAAUUAAGAAAUUGCAGAAAGCAAGUGAAGGUUUGAACUCUACACUUAAAGAUCAAAUUAUGUCCCAUCCAGCAUUGCAUGAUGCCCUUAAUGACCCUAAAAAUGGUGAUUCUGCAACCAAACACCUGAAACAGCAGAUGCUGAAAAAGUUCACUUCAUCCUGGUAGAAAAGGUGACCACGAGAUUCAAGGUAGAUGGCAAACACAGAAAGAAAAAUUCAGUAUUUGAGAGACUUCAGAUUGAUAUUCAACACUUGUGUUUGAAUAA
Molecule: messenger RNA, 574 nt
Organism: Lontra canadensis (Northern American river otter)
Lineage: Eukaryota; Metazoa; Chordata; Mammalia; Carnivora; Mustelidae
Product: tRNA:m(4)X modification enzyme TRM13 homolog
Exons: 2
Coding region: 1-474 (157 amino acids)
Biological process (GO): tRNA methylation
Source: RefSeq, a predicted model, not a curated record